Dreissena polymorpha is the source of this 885-nucleotide messenger RNA. Its product is annotated as loricrin-like. The transcript has 2 exons. Lineage: Eukaryota; Metazoa; Mollusca; Bivalvia; Myida; Dreissenidae. The record is from RefSeq and is a predicted model, not a curated record. Bases 1 to 885 code for a protein of 294 amino acids.
AUGCUGGAAGCGUCAGUUGGUACGGUGGCGGCAGAAGUGAUGGAGGCAGUAGUGGUAUCGGCAGUACUUUGGUACGGUGGCGGCAGUAGUGAUGGCGGCAGUAGUAACGGUAGCGGCAAUAGUGGUGUCGGCAGUACUGGUAGCGGCAGUGGUGGUAGCGGCAGUGGUGGUAGCGGCAGUGGUGAUUGUGGCAGUAGUUGGGGCGGAAGUAGUGAUGGUGGCAGUAGUGUGGGCGGCAGUAGUGGUAUCGGCAGUACUGGUAGCGGCAGUAGUGGUAUCGGCAGUACUGGUAGUGGCAGUGGUGGUAGUGGCAGUGGUAGUAGCGACAUUAGUGAUGGCGGCAGUAGAGGUGAUGGCAGUAGUUGUGGCGGCAGUAGUGAUGGCGUAAGUUAUGGUGGCGGCAGUAGUGGUAUCGGCAGUACUAGUAGUGGCAGUAGUGGUAGCGGCAGUGGUGGUAGCGGUAGUGGUGGUAGCGACAGUUGUGAUGGCGGCAGAAGUGGUGGUGGCAGUAGUUUGGGCGGCAGUAGUGGCGGCGGCAGUAGUGAACGCUGCAGUAGUGGUGAAGGCAGUAUUGGUGGCUGCAGUACUUAUUGCGGUAGAAGUGAUGGCUGCAGUAGUGGUGGUUUGAGUAGUGUUGUCGGCAGUGAUGGCGGCGGCAGUAGUGAUGGCGGCGGUAGCGGUGGCGGCAAUACUGGUGGCGGCAGUAGCAACGGGGGCGGCAGUAGUGAUGGCGGCAGUAUUAACGGUGGCGGCAGUAGUGAAAGCUGCAGUAGUGGUGAAUGCAGUAUUGAUGGCUGCACCAUUGGUUGCGGCAGUAGUGAUGGCUGCAGUAGUGGUGGUGAUAGUAGUGUUGGCGGUAGUGGUGGUGGCUGCAGUAGUGAUUGA